Messenger RNA from Oppia nitens, 459 nucleotides. Its product is annotated as apolipoprotein D-like. Lineage: Eukaryota; Metazoa; Arthropoda; Arachnida; Sarcoptiformes; Oppiidae. The coding region runs from base 31 to 459 and encodes 142 amino acids. The record is from RefSeq and is a predicted model, not a curated record. The transcript is spliced from 5 exons.
ACUGUUCCCAAUUUUGACAUUGAACGGUUUAUGGGCAAAUGGUAUGAAAUAUCAAAACAUGUUAAUCUACGAGAGGUCGGCCAAAAAUGUUUGACCACAACAUUUUCGCCCAACUCUAACGGCACCGUCAAUGUAGACAUAGCUGGUGUCUAUAAGCUUGUAAAUUAUCAGCGUUCAUCCAAUGGAUUGGGUAUACCAGAUGAUAACAUACCAUCUAAAUGGACAUUAAACGGUAUCAAUGGUCGCCAAAUGUUAUGGAUAUUGGACACCGAUUAUGAUAACUAUUCACUCAUUUAUUCAUGUUAUAGUCUACCGGUGCUAAACAUAAAUUUUGAGGAUCCGCGUAUUAUGAGUCGUACCCCACAACUGGAUCAGCAAUAUAUCGACAAAUUAAAGGAAAGGCUGACCGGUUUUGACAGAUUUCUUAUGUCGGACACCAGUCACCGAAAUUGUGAUUAA